CGCACCCUCAUCAUUGAUGCAGAGGAGGUGAGAGAGGAACAUCACUGCACUUGCUGCUGCUGCUGUGCAACUACUUUAACCUGCUGUUCUUCCGCUAUAACAUCACAAAGGCAAACUUCUUUCUUUCUACGCCUUUUAAGACGUUUGGGUAGCCUAAUAUUGCUGUGCUGUGGAAAUGCUGAAGUCCAGAUGAGUCGCGUCUCUGUGGUUUAGUUGAGUGUGUGGGCAGAGGAGAUUGUCUUCCGAUCUGGAUUAAACUGAGCGGAACUGAAUCCAUUAAACACAGAGAGGAUGACCAUAUCGAAAUGGGAGGAUAAAGUCACAACGCCUCUUUGACUUGUUUUAAUUAGUUUCUAAAAUCUGCGAGAGAAAAAAAUCUGGACAUAUUUUUUCUACGUUGAGUCACAUUAACCGUAUGAAUACAAUCAAACGCGUCAUUUGAAGUUGAAAAAUCGUAAACAAUGGGAAAUUAGCGUCGUCUGAGAACUUUGAUAAUAUUUCAUAUCCGCCAAAAGGUUUUUUUCUUUCAGAAACAUUAACUUUGGAUUUCCACAAUGGCAAUAAACACAGAUACGGAGUUUGCGAAAUCGAAUCUGGGGGAGAGCGGCGGAACGCGACCAGCCGAGACCGAGAAACUCCUCGUGACCACCGAGCCCACCGGGGUGAAGACCUCCAGCUCUUUCACGGUCAGUGUCGGGGGUGACAAGGCUUCCGACGGGGAUCAGAACGGCCACAGACUGUCGCUGAGAUCCGGAUCAGUGGUGCAGCUCGGGGCGGCUCCUCUCUCCCCGUCCAGAGGGAGCAUGAGCCGCGCUUCAUCGACCGGUAAUUCCGUCCAAGAGCAGCAGAAACCCAAAGACUACCUCAUACUGGUCAUUUUGUCCUGCUUUUGUCCCGUGUGGCCACUAAGCAUCGUUGCAUUGGUCUAUUCAAUUAUGUCCAGAAACAGUCUACAGCAGGGGGAUAUGGAUGGGGCAAGACGACUGGGACGCUUGGCUCGCAUGCUUAGCAUCGUGGCCAUCAUCGUGGGCCUCCUUAGCAUCAUAAUCUAUGUGGUGGUUGCAGUAAUUGGAUAGAGGGCAUAGUAAGGACGAGAAACCCAUCUACAGCACUACUGCAAA
Molecule: messenger RNA, 1121 nt
Organism: Cyprinus carpio (common carp)
Lineage: Eukaryota; Metazoa; Chordata; Actinopteri; Cypriniformes; Cyprinidae
Product: trafficking regulator of GLUT4 1-like
Cellular component (GO): membrane
Source: RefSeq, a predicted model, not a curated record